AUGAUCAGGAUGAUACAUAUUUUGUUGGUGCUUGAAAGCAUUGGAUCCUGUAUUGCAUGUGGUAGAGCUGAGUACAGAAUAGGGGAUGAAUGUUGUCCCAUGUGUUCACCAGGAAAUCGUGUACAUAGGCAUUGUACUGAAUUCACCAGUACCAGCUGUGUGCCCUGUGUUGAUGCUACUUUCCUUGAUGAGCCCAAUGGUCUCAUAAAAUGCAAAGUGUGUAUCAACUGUGAUCCAGGUUUGGGUUUGAUGGUAAAGCAGCCAUGUACACCUUCAUCAGACACUGUCUGUGGGACACUGGAGGGCUUCUACUGUCUAGACCCAACUAAGGAGGGUUGUAGAGCAGCCCAGAGACACAGCAGCUGUAAGCCUGGUCAAUACAUCAGCCACACAGGAACAACAUCUACAGAUACUGUGUGUGCUGACUGCCCUGGUAAAACUUAUUCAGAUGGAUCAUUUACAUCUUGUCAACCACAUACAGAAUGUAAAUUCUUGGAAAUUGAACCAGGAACUCCUUGGUCGGAUUCAGAAUGUGGAGUAGCCUCACUUCCCACAGCUGGAAUCAUAGCUGGUGUUCUGAUAGGUGCUCUAUUUUUCCUGACAGGCACCAUAGCUGGUGUUUGUUUAUUUAUG
This is a messenger RNA of Oncorhynchus masou masou (cherry salmon), 633 nucleotides long. RefSeq names its product tumor necrosis factor receptor superfamily member 14-like. Gene Ontology annotation, biological process: positive regulation of T cell migration; positive regulation of peptidyl-tyrosine phosphorylation; apoptotic process. Gene Ontology annotation, molecular function: transmembrane signaling receptor activity; protein binding. Gene Ontology annotation, cellular component: external side of plasma membrane; membrane. The transcript is spliced from 6 exons. The record is from RefSeq and is a predicted model, not a curated record. The annotation marks the transcript as partial. NCBI's taxonomy places the organism in Eukaryota, Metazoa, Chordata, Actinopteri, Salmoniformes, Salmonidae.